This is a messenger RNA of Pelagomonas calceolata, 1227 nucleotides long. Lineage: Eukaryota; Pelagophyceae; Pelagomonadales; Pelagomonadaceae. The record is from the annotation of a GenBank genome assembly.
GGCGUUGGUCGCUCGAAUUCGGCGACAUGGGUCUCUCACGGGAGCGCAAGCAGGAGUAUUUUGGCAAGAUGGAGGGCCUCCUUGAUGCGUACUCUAGAAUCUUCAUCGUGUCUUGUGACAACGUUGGGUCGAAGCAGUUCCAGCAAAUCCGCAUGGCUCUUAGGGGGGAGGCUGUUGUGCUCAUGGGCAAAAAUACCAUGAUGCGCAAGGUCGUCAGCGCCUACCUUGCUAAAAACCCAGGCCACCCGUAUGAGAUGCUACUGCCGAAGAUCAUGGGCAAUAUUGGAUUCGUGUUCACGAAUGGUGAUCUCGGUAAGGUGCGCGAGCUAAUCGAAGACAACCGCGUGCCCGCCCCCGCACGUGUCGGUGCCAUUGCACCAAUCGACGUUGUGGUUCCUCCGGGUCCAACGGAUUGUGAUCCGGGUCAAACCAAUUUCUUCCAGACCCUACAGAUAGCAACCAAAAUUGUGAAGGGACGCAUUGAAAUUACGUCCCCAGUAAAUCUGCUCAAGGCUGGUGACAAGGUGGGUAACUCAGAGGCCGUUCUCCUCCAAAAGCUCCACAUUAAUCCUUUUGACUAUGGCCUGGUGAUUACAGACGUUUAUGACAAUGGGUCCAUAUUUGAUGUCAAAGUCCUUGAUCUUACUGAUGAUGACCUGUUUUUCAAGUUCGGUAAUGCUCUCGGCGCCAUUUCCUCAGUGUGUCUGCAAACUAGUUACCCGUCUAUUUGUUCGGCGCCCCACUCCAUCGCAACCUGCUUUAAAACUCUAGUGGCAAUUGCAGUGGAGUGUGAGGGAUAUUCUUUUGGCAAGGCUGGUCCUUUCAAAGCUUAUCUCGCUGAUCCAUCAGCUUUCGUAUCUGCUAGUGACGGCGGCGGUGCGAAAAACACAACGACGGCUGAAGAACCGAAAGAGGAGGAGGAGGAGGAGGAGAUUGACAUGGGUGGCGGCAUGGACAUGUUUGGCGGUGAUGGUGGUGGCGACGACUAUUGAGUACAAAGUGAUGUAAGCUAAAAUUCGGACCCUAUGAUGUUGUCAUUUUCUGCCUGUGACCAUCACUGGCAUUUGAUCAGCAUUUGCCCUAUGCAGGCAAUUUGGCCUCCUGAGGGCCCUGUAUACCUAUGGCGUGGGGUGGGGUGGAUACGCAAAUGCGACACCCUGAGGUCGGCGAAGGAACCGCAACUGGUAACGUAUUGGGGGGCGGGCCACUAAGAUCUUUUUACUCUAA